Bombina bombina (fire-bellied toad) is the source of this 5497-nucleotide messenger RNA. It is a transcript of the gene SBF1, whose product is annotated as SET binding factor 1. The record is from RefSeq and is a predicted model, not a curated record. Lineage: Eukaryota; Metazoa; Chordata; Amphibia; Anura; Bombinatoridae.
CGCGCAUGCGCACUGACAGCCCGGCUGGCAUCAACAUGGCGUCGGCGGAAGGAGCCCAGGGGUGAAGUAGCUACCCCGAUAUACCGGUUAUGGCGCGGCUGGCGGAUUACUUCCUGCUCGUGGGCUACGAUCUGACCAAGAGGGGAGGUGGAAUUGGACAGGGACGGAUUCUGCAAAGGUUCCCAGAGAAAGACUGGGAGGAUAACCCCUUCCCGCAGGGCAUAGAGCUGUUCUGUCAGCCCAGUGGAUGGGAGCUGUAUCCAGAGAAGAACCCCCCUACUUUCUUUGUUGCUGUUCUAACCGAUAUCAACUCAGAACGCCAUUACUGCAGCUGCUUCACUUUCUGGGAAGAAUUAGAGAAUAUCCAGUCGCUCAGGGACCAGCGAGAUGGCGACUCAGAGGACAACCUGCCCUUGUCAACUUCAGCUCAGCUCUUUGCGCCUAAGACUCUGGUUCUGGUUUCACGUCUGGAUCAUCCCGAAGUCUUCAGAGACUCCUUGGGUCUAAUUUACACCAUACACACAGAUAGUCUUAGCGUCUCUUUGGAGACGGUCAUUGGAAAUCUGCUAACUUGCUAUGUUCCUGUUGCCGGAGGAUCCCAGAGAACCAUCUCACUGGGAGCAGGGGACCGUCAAGUCAUCCAGACACCCAUCUGUGACUCUCUGCCAAUCAGCAACUGCAGUGUGGCCCAGAUCUUCCGACAGCUUGUUUCACAUACGUUCCCAUCCUUCCCGCACAUUUGCUAGAGGUACUCAGUACACCUACGCCUUUCAUUAUUGGAGUGAAUGCUCUGUUCCGUGCAGAGACCCAGGAACUGCUGGAUGUAAUUAUUGCAGAUCUAGACGGUGGGACCAUUGCAAUCCCAGAAUGUAUUCAGCUACCAUUGCUGCCUGAUCCCCUGAUUCAUCACAUUCAGGAGAGUUUGUCAUUGGUUCUAGACCCAUCACUACAGAUAGCAGACCUGGCUUUCCCACCGUCUUCCAUCACUGCCUCUUCUCUCCGCAUGCAGGACAUGGAGGUGCGCGCUGUUUUUCUGCGUUUGUUUGCUCAGAUCCUGCAAGGUUAUCGCUGCUGUCUGCAACUAAUCAGAGUUCAUCCUGAGCCUGUUAUACGGUUCCACAAGGCCUCUUUCUUGGCUCAGCGAGGGCUGGUGGAGGAUGAUUUUCUUACCAAGGUACUGGAAGGGAUGGCAUUUGCAGGGUUUGUGACCGAGCGUGGGGCUCCGUACAGAGCCCUUGACUUGUUUGAUGAGCUCGUUGCUUAUGAUGUGAAAAAGCUUCAGUAUGAAGAGGGCAGUCAGAAGGCCAUUAUGAAGCAUGUACGGGAGCUGGCAGAGAAACUCUACCGAAAUGAGAACCCCUACCCAGCUGUCAGUAUGCACAAGGUGCAGCGUCCGGCAGAGGGCAGCCUCCAGCGUCCACACAACAGACCCUUCCCACUGCUGGAUGAGAGCAGUAUCCAGUGGAUUAUAGAUCAAGCAGCAGCCAAGAUGCAGAACGCUCCCCCUGCCGUAAGGGUAGAGAAGAAGUGCAUGGUGCCUCCCGGACCACCAAUUGCAGCGAUUGUGGAUCGGAAUGGAGGUGCUCAGGCUAACAGUACGAGGAGACUUGAAGUUGUGAGGAAUUGUAUCUCGUACAUUUUUGAGAACAAGAUGUUGGAAGCAAAGAAGCUGCAUCCAGCCGUUCUGCGGGCCCUGAAGGGGCGAGCCGCUAGACAGUGUCUGACCCAGGAGCUCCACCUUCACGUGCAGCAAAACCGAGCAGUGCUGGACCACCAGCAGUUUGACUUUGUCGUGCGAUUAAUGAACUGCUGCUUACAGGACUGCACGUCACUAGAUGAACACGCCAUCGCCGCUGCGCUGCUGCCCUUGGUCACUGCUUUUUGCAGGAAGUUAAGUCCGGGUAUCACUCAGUUUGCAUACAGCUGUGUUCAGGAACAUCUCGUUUGGACUAAUAUGCAGUUCUGGGAGUCAAUGUUCUAUGGGGAUGUCCAGAAUCACAUCCGGGCGCUAUAUCUAAGCCCAGAAGAAAAUGCUGCUGACUUGGACGGGGAGGAUGAGGAGGAGAGAUCUGCUCUAGAGCUUGCUGCUGAACAAUGUCGCCUGUGGCCCACUUUAACCCGAGAAAAGCAGCUGGAAUUGAUUCAAAAGGAAGAGAGCACAGUGUUCAGCCAGGCCAUUCACUAUGCCAACCGCAUGAGCUACUUGCUCUUACCGCUAGACACCUCUAAAAACCGCUUGCUGAGAGGAGCAGCUGGCCUGGGUGAUACUGAGAGCGUUACCAACAGCUUUAUCACCAAUAGUAUGGCCGGCAGCAUGGCUGAAAGUGCAGACACGGAGAGUGGGUUUGAGGAUUCAGAGAGCUCUGAUGUCGCUCACGCCGUGGUCAGGUUUAUCACUCGUUUUGUGGACAAAGUGUGCACAGAGAGUGGCGUCACAUCUGAGCAUUUGAAGGGGCUUCACACCAUGAUUCCAGAUAUUGUUCAGAUGCACAUAGAGACUCUAGAUGCGGUACACAGAGAGAGCAAGAGGUUGCCCCCCAUCCAGAAGCCCAAACUCCUUCGACCUUCAUUGUUAGUGGGUGAGGACUUAGUGAUGGAGGGACUCCGUGUCUACCUACUGCCAGAUGGACGUGAGGAGGCAUCAGGGGGCUCUCUGGGGGGUCCACCCCUUUUACCUGCUGAAGGCGCCCUCUUCCUUACCACCUACCGAUGCAUUUUCAAGGGCACCCCUGUGGAUCCUUUAGUGGCUGAGCAGUUAGUGAUCCGCUCCUUCCCCAUUGCUUCCCUAACCAAGGAGAAGAAGAUCAGCGUCACAGCCCACCAGGUGGACCAGUACGUGCAAGAGGGCCUGCAACUCCGCUCAUGUACUUUUCAGCUCCUGCGGGUGGCGUUUGAUGAAGAGGUUCCGUCUGAGGUUUCUGAGAUUUUCCGCAAACAUUUGCACAAACUCCGCUUCCCGCAAGACAUACUGGGAACUUUCCCUUUCAACACUGGUCUUAUGCUCCCCCAUAGUACGCAGGUCAGGACCAAAGACAAGAACCCAUCUCUCAACCCCCUCCAUGUCAGUGACGUGUUCCAGAGUCAGCUGUCUGUGGGCUUUUCUCUCGGCCGUUUCCACUCAGACAAAACUCUCUCUAAGAACCUAGUGAAGAAUGCCAAAAAAACGAUUGGGCGACAGUAUGUGACACGCAGAAAGUACAGCCCCCCGUCAUGGGACCCACGCGGAAGCCUGAACUCAUUAGAACAGCAGAGUGAUGAUAUUUCAUUGUCGGAAGAGAUGGAAAGGAGUACAUUGACCACCUCCACCUUGAAGGCCCCUGAGAAGCAGGCCGCAGGGAAUAUGGCAGAGCGUGCUUGCUGCCGAGAUUACCAGCGCAUGGGCCUUGGCACGCUGAGUAACAGUCUUACACGUGCCAAGAAUGAGCCAUUCCGAAUCUCCACUGUCAACCGGAUGUACGCUGUGUGUAACAGUUACCCCGGAUUACUGAUUGUGCCACAGAGUAUCCAGGACAACACUCUGCAGAAGAUUUCUCGCUGCUAUCGGCAGAACCGUUUCCCUGUGGUGUGUUGGCGUAGUCCGCGUAGUAAAGCUGUGCUGCUCCGUUCAGGAGGGCUCCAUAGCAAAGGAGUGGUUGGCCUAUUCAAAUCAGGGAACACUCCCACCACAGGCCAGUCUCAGACAGACUCCACGUCUCUGGAGCAAGAGAAAUAUCUCCAAGCUGUGGUGAACUCGAUGCCUCGCUACGCCGAUGUCAGUGGGCGUAACACACUCAGCGCCUUCCCAUCGGCACAUCUCUAUGAUUCUCCAGACAAGCGACAACCAAAGCUGGGGUCCCUAAUGAAGCAGGUGAUGGGAGGGAAAGAGGACAACCGAGGAGGUCACUCAGUUCAGGGUUUUAAACAUCCCACAAGGUGCAGUGGCUGUGCAGAGCAAGGAAAGUGGGGCAGUAUGCGUGGUACUGGGAGGCUCAGUGCAUACUCAGCGAACGCUGAUGUGGGGACACGGCUUGCAGGAAGGGAGUUCCUAACUCAUCAUCAAAAUGGAGGCCCCUCAGAGAAUGCGCUAGCUCCCCGCCGGGCUGCCUUGUACAUAAUUGGAGAUAAGUCCCAGCUCAAGGGAGUGAAGCAGGAUCCUCUACAGCAAUGGGAGUUAGUCCCUAUUGAGCUUUUUGACGUCAGGCAGGUGAAAGCUAGUUUCAAGAAACUGAUGAAGGCCUGUGUCCCGAGCACUACCCCUUCUGAUCCAAACCUUUCCUUCCUGCGUACUCUGGAGGACUCAGAAUGGCUGUUACAGCUUCACAAGCUCCUCCAGGUCUCUGUGCUAGUUGUAGAAUUACUGGACAGCGGUUCCUCUGUUCUUGUUGGAUUGGAAGAUGGAUGGGACCUCACAACUCAGGUGGUGUCUUUGGUGCAGCUGCUCUCAGACCCUUACUACAGAACUCUAGAAGGAUUCCGCCUGCUCUUGGAAAAGGAGUGGCUCUCGUUUGGUCACAGAUUCAGUCACCGCGGAGCUCAUACAGCAGCCAGCCAGAGCAAUGGCUUCACUCCCAUCUUCCUGCAGUUCCUGGACUGUGUGCAUCAGAUCCACCUGCAGUUCCCCUCAGAGUUUGAGUUUAGUCAGUAUUACCUGAAAUUCUUGGCUUAUCACUAUGUGUCCAACCGGUUCCGCACCUUCCUUCUGGACUCUGACUGUGAAAGGAUUGAAAAGGGAGUCUUGUAUGAGGAGAAGGGAGACCGGCGGAGCCCACAGGUUUGCCGAUCAAUCUGGGAGUACAUGGAACGUCUGCACAAGAAGAAUCCUGUGUUCUAUAAUUACAUGUUCUGCCCUGGGGAUGGAGAGGUCCUGCGCCCAUACAGCUCAUUGUGGGCUCUUAGACUGUGGGAUUAUUACACCCAGGAAGCUCUGAGUGAGGGUCCCUCUUAUGACUGGGAGCUGCUUCAGGAACUGCAACAUGAAGAACAUGAGCGAAAUGACAGCUCUGCCCCACAGACCAAGCGCAAGAUUAUCUGGCCAUCUUAUCACGCCCCUGCACGUAUCCAGCUGGACGCCAUAACCCACCUACUGGAGGAGCUGCAGAACCUGGAAAUGGAUUUGGGUCUGGUUCCUGAGCGCUGGAAAGACUCAUGGGAUAAAAUAAAAGCUGCGCACCGGACUGAGAUUCGUCAUGAAAGCCGGAAAUCUAGCGCAUUGCUGAUGUCAUCAAGCGUCUCUUCUCAGCGCCAUUCGCUGGGUGUGUACCUUCAGGAAAGUGGGGUGGGAUCUACACUAAAUCUCAGUUUGGAAAGUGGGCCGAGUGCAACAAGUACACCUAGUAGUGGAGGCAAACUCGCAGCCAGGAACAGUACCAGCACUUUAUACAGUCAGUUCAAUACUGCUGAGCGAGAGAACAGGUAAGUACCUAUACACUUAUAGAGUACAUGUGACACAGCCACAAGAGAGAUAGCAAGUUACCAACACAUCUCACAGCAUGAUGCGCCAACACGUCCCACAGCAUGA